Molecule: messenger RNA, 1375 nt
Organism: Lepisosteus oculatus (spotted gar)
Lineage: Eukaryota; Metazoa; Chordata; Actinopteri; Semionotiformes; Lepisosteidae
Source: RefSeq, a predicted model, not a curated record
UGACGCCGGGAAUUGUUCCUCGUUUCUGUAUAGCAGCUUUUUUUUUUUAAUAACGAACCUUCUUGUAGAAGCUAUAGGGGAGUGUUGAUGUCCUACCCGGCGGUGUCCUCAUGGCAGCAUGUGCGCUUCGCCCUGUGCAGCGCGGCCCUGGUGCUUGCCUGGCUACCGGAUUCCACAGAAGGGCGGAACUGCAGCCACCCGCUGGUGCCGGAACACGGGGGCUUCCGCUGCCAGCCCUCCCCCUGCCGCGGGUUCCCCCACAACCGGAUCAUCCUCUACUUCUGCGAGCCCGGCUACUCCCUCCCGCAGGACAGCCCGGGCAGCGCCAGGUGUCGCCACGGCCGGUGGACCUCCGCGGUGCCCGGCUGCGUCUCCGUCCCGGGUGAGGAGAGCGCGUGGGAGGCCCCCCCAGCUGCGCCGUUUGAAAUCUCGGGGCUGGAGCCCUGAACCGGAAGACCAGAAUACCAACACCAACACUCUUCCCGGCGUUGCCAUGACGGCCGUGAGCGUGUCCAUCUUCCUGGUGACCACCACAGCCUGCGUGGUGAUCAAGUCACGCCUCCAGCCGUGUCACUCGGACAGGCGGUCUUCUGACCAGCUGGACCUGAUGAUUGACGGCGGGCCCGUUCCCCUUCCCUCCUACGAGGAGGCUGUGUAUGGGAGCCGGGGAGAGCGGAUCCCGCCCUCUCAGGGUCCUACUCAGCUCCUAUUGGCUCGGGAGCCCCCCGGACUCCACCCUUCACACGCUGGCCCGGGCAGUCAACCAGAGACGACCUGCCUCUGCCCAUUGGCCAAUCAGACCACAACCCUUGCCCCGCCCCCUUACGAAGAGGUCCAAUCAGAGAGCAGAGGAGGUGUCGGAAGGGAGCUCAGGCAGGAGCUGACAAUUGCAGUUGCUUCUCACAAAGAAAACUCGGCUGACACCUGCUGCCCGCGGGGGACUGAUAAUUACAGCAUGGUCUGAGAACCGAAAAGGCAUACCUCCACAUGUGUAGCGACAUAACUAGCCUGGGCCGGUGCUCUGAAUGUAGGUGCAGGCUCACCAGCGCUCAGGCGCCAAAAAGUGAAUGUAAUUUGUGUUCUGCAUCUGGCAAAGCCCAGGAGCCUGAGCUCUGCAGCGGUGUGUGAUCGCCUCACAUCGAUUGGUGUAUUACCCCUGUGUUCUGUUUCCGCUCUCAGCCCAGUGGGAACCCAGCCAGCGGGAACUGGGCUGGUACUGUCUCCUGUCCGUGACAGGGCGCGUGUGUUUGUAAAUUACAAGACGACUUGAAGGAGCUUGGCCGCAGCUCCCACGUUUUAAUUUGAUUUCGUCAAGAAAUGAUUUUUGCACCUAAUUCCCAGUUUGCACUUUGUUUUGUUUUUUUUUGGGGGGGGG